Messenger RNA from Pocillopora meandrina, 5525 nucleotides. NCBI's taxonomy places the organism in Eukaryota, Metazoa, Cnidaria, Anthozoa, Scleractinia, Pocilloporidae. The record is from the annotation of a GenBank genome assembly.
AUGGCUUCAUUCGAUGAAUACUUGACGAUCGGGAAUAUUUUCCUAGUCAUCUUUUUCUUGCUCAUUUUAAAUCAACUGGUUGUGCUGUAUCAGUUUAGGAAAAUGCCGCCAGGACCUCGUUUGACAAGCUUGCCUUUCAUCGGCAAUUUGCUGAGCUUUGAUUCAGGAGAUGGUUUCAUGAAGAUUACAGCAAGGUCUGUUUGCUAAGUGAACAUCACUUUACCGUGGCAGUGUUCAUAUCUUAUUUUUCUCAUUGCGUUUACCUAGUUCUUUUGCCUCUUUGAUUUGUGACUCGUCGUUUCUAAAGAAUCCUACUAGUAGGAGCUAAGGGCCUCGUAUUCUACAGUUGCUCCGAGAUGAGGUCAAAAAGCCGUUCCAAAAGUAUGUAAAGAGGUCAUGGAAUUAUAAACAUUCCGCAUCUGUGUGUAUGAGGAACGAGUCACGAAAUGGUGGUUAAAGUAAAGCCCGCACUUAAAAACAUUCUCGAGAGGAUGUUUGAUGUAAAAAUAAGUUAAUAUCCGCCACACUUUGGACAAACCGAAUAAUAAAAAGCAAAGGAAAUAAGAAAAAAAUAAAUAUCUAUCAGCGAUUGAAAUCUUACAAAUAAUAGCUGAAAGCUAAUUAUGCAAAAUUCAUUGUCAAUCAGAUCUUUUGUUCAAGGGUUUUGUUUUUUAACAUGACCAUGCAAAAUUUUCAAUAACAUUACAAUUACUGUCAUAUUUUAGACAUGUUUAUAAACCUAAGUUAUCUAUCUAUCCAACUUAGGCGAAAAAGAUUUCGCACGCUCAGCAAAAUCGUUUUAUGUUUUAAACUGCGACGUCUUUAAAUUUGGAAGCGAUCUUCGCAGUAAUAACUCUACUAAAGCAGUAUUCAAAAUAAGGCCCGAAAUAUUCAUUUCUUAAAUCGUAGUUCACAUAUAUGAUUUUAAUAUAAUUAUUAACAAUCAUUUAUUCAUCACUUCACGGGUUUAUUGCGAACCAACAUAAUGGUUGGUUCAGUUGGUAGAGCACUGCAUGCACCGCUAUCGCAGAGGUCAUGGGUUCAAAUCCCGUACAGGCCUGUAUUUUUUUCAGGCCUUAUUUUCACUACGGCUUAAGUAGUGUUCAUUACUGCGAAGAUCGCUUCACAUUCAUUUCUUAAACCGCUUUUCACAGUGAUUUUCAUACAUUUACAGUCACUAGUGUUGUCUAUGUCAAAACUUUGAAUUCUUGUGGCCUCUUACCAUCAGUGGGGCAUGAAAUUAUUGGUCAAAUAUCAGUUUUAAGCAGUACUUCGGCACGAGCGUUUCUUCGCUCGCAUAAGAAUACAAGGUUUUGAUCAUACUAGCCUGCAGUUCAGGCGUCUUAUAAGUGCGAGCUAACGUUAUAAUACGGAAGCAAAAGGGACUAUCCAAAAAUAUUUUGCAAAUCCGAAAAAAUAUUUAGAAUCGAUAUAUUUUAGACAAAUCGCUUCUGAAAAGUUUGCCAAAUCGAGAAAUCAAUUUCAAAUCCUGGUUUAAUUCAUAGAUCCACAAAUAACUUUCAUGAAAAUCGAAAAUGGUUUACAAUCCAAGAAUCUUUCCAAAAUCCAGAAAAUCCCAGCAAAUCAAGAAAAAUAUUUUGUCACGUGAUACUUGCACCAGUGGUAAGCACUUUGUCACAAUACAGCACAUCGUGUCGCAUUAGGUCGACUUGGAGUUACUACGUGAACGGACUAAACUGUAACAAGGGUAUUGAGAUGUUCUGCCACAAAUGUGGAAAAGAAUUUGUGAGCAAUGAGCUAUUCUGCCGUCGAUGCAUUGUUCAGUUUUUAGAAAAAAUACCAUGGUAUUUCUGUGAACUUGAGGACUUCAAGGAGAAGGUUGCGUGAGUUUGGGUUGAGAAGGAGAAAUGAAGUCCAUUCAGAGCACGAAGUUUGGGAGAUAAUUAAACGUGAGAUCGAAGGCCCUUCAUCACUUCUUUUUCUGAAAACUGAGCAAUAGUAUCAUAACGAAAUCCUCUUCCAAAGUAAUGUUCAAUGGCAGAUGCCUCAUCUGACGCACUGUGUAACACAUUUUUUGUUCGGGUCUCUUUUAAGUUCCACAUCGACGGCAGAAUAGCUCAUUGCUCACAAAUUCUUCCCCACAUUUGUGGCAGAACAUCACAGUAGACUUGGUACAGUUUAGUCCGUCCGCGCAGUGACUCCAAGUCGACUGUAUCGUGACAAAGUGCUGACUACCGGCGCAAGUGUCUUUGACACAGUUUCUGGUUCUGUUUUCUCAUAGCUUGAGGAAGAAGUACGGGAGAGUGUUCUCAGUGAAAAUUGGAAGCUUCAAAGUUGUAAUUGCCGGGGAUACAGCUUCAGUCAAAGAGUUGCUUGUACGAAAGUCUGCUGAUUAUGCCGGGAGACCUCCUCUUCAUAGCUUCAUGCGUUCUACUUUCGGUAUGUUGAGCUCUAAAUUACAAUAUGUGAUUUGUAAACUAUGUAUAAACUAAACAUUGAAAUUAGUCAGUUCUGGAGUCGUGGCGCAAGGAAUUCUGGGAAAUUGGGGUUAUUUGGAACCAAUUAGGGAAAUCAAAGAUUUCGAAUCAAACACUGGAAAGAGUAAAGCAAAAAAUUAUUCUCAGUGAUAAUCUGGGGAGAGGGUUGCGUAUUAUGGUUAUCUAUGCAACAAUAUUUAUGGACGUGGAAGAAAAGUGACAACCGACAGAUAUACAAAUAGCAGCUUUAUAUAUAAAAAUCGAAUAAUCGAUUAAUUUAGAUCUUCUUUGAAGACGUAACAGUUCCUUUUUGACCCAUUUCAAACUUUAAUCAUAACCAUUACGAUUUCCUCCUAAUGUGAUUGGUACAUUAACAGCUUUAUUUUUUAGUAAUCAUUCUGUGCAACUAUAAUCGGACAGUGUAAUCGGACGACAGUUGGCUGCAAUCGGACACCAGUAAUCAGAUAGUUGAAGCAGCCAAUCAUAUUUGGUCCUUUCAGCCAAAUCCACCAACCACAGAAUUGAUCACAAUAACCACAGCAACAACCACUUGUCCUAUAUAAAACUGUGGAAUUUCCAAAAUUGAGGAACUUUUCACUUAAGAUAUUGUCUCCACCAAAGACAUUUGUCCUAAAUGUAUUUGUUGUUUUCAGAAAUUGUAACGGUUAUGAUUAAUUGGUAACGGGACUUCGUAUCGUCAAAUUCCGACUGUAAUCAUAUAUACUCGCGAUUGACAAAUCGGACUCCCGCUUCGUGGUCGUCCGAUUUUGUUAAUCACUCAUAUGAUUGCAGACCGAAUUGAGCGAUACAAAGUCAUCUUAGCAUUUUUAACCCUUUGACUCCCAGAUCAAAUUUGUAAUUCUCCUUAUUUUCAACCGUACAAUUCGUCUAAUGUUAGUUCAGAGAAUUUAAUAUUGGAUCAACUACUUAUCCCAAAAUUGACAUUUUUCUUUAUUCUCAUCACUUAUCUGGUUGAUAUUGUAUUGAUAUUGUGAGGAGAAAUUCCUUCUUGGUCACUCAUGGGAGUAAAAGGGUUAACGGUAAAUUCUAUCAGUACCCCUACAUUACGGGUUUAACCUUGCAACAAACAAUCAAACCCGCCAUCAAGAUUUAGAUGUUAAGAAUCCCUCGGGUUUCCCCGUGAUCAAGACCAAUUUUUCAUGAUUAUCUUCAAUUCUGCUUUCAAGACGGGAAAGACAUCGCAGCAGGAGAUUACAGUCCGGCCUGGAAGUUUCAUCGAAAGAUCUUCAUAGCAGCCAUUAGACGGUACCUAUCUGAUAAGCAGGUGGUGGAAAAAACAAUUGCUGAGCAGGCAACGAAACUAAUGCAGUACUUUGAAGACCAAAGUUUAAAGGAUUUUGACCCUGCAAACGUCUUGAUGGAGAGCAUUGCCAACGUCAGUUGCCGUAUCUUAUUUGGAAAACGCUUCGACUCAUCGCAUUCUGAUUACAAGGAACUUCUCAAACUGAACGACGAUUUCUUCUCUGAUUAUGACAUUAAUACACAAAGAUUUCUUUUAGAUUUCUUUCCUAUAGCGAAAUUCUUUCCGUUUCGUGCUUACCGACUCAUGUACGAGAUGAUUGAUCAGGUUUACGAAAUUCUACGACGCCAGUUAAAGAUUCAGGAGAAAGAGUCUUCCAACUCGGCAGAAGUUGACAGCCUCACCGGCAGUUUUCUCCAAGAAAAGGCUGCCGCUGAAAAUGAGGUUGGUGCAGAAGAGAGAGCAUCUUUCCUAUCAGAUGAAUAUAUGCUGAGUAACAUGAGAGACAUGUUUGUCGCUGGUUAUGACACCACUAGUUCUACCCUGCGCUGGGCCAUUGCAUUCCUUGUCCAUCAUCCUGAAAUUCAAAAAGAAAUACAAAACCAGCUGGAUGAAGUGGUUGGAAAGGAUCGGAUGCCAAACCUAGAUGAUCUACCAAAUCUUCCCCUUGUCCAGGCCAUGAUCAUGGAAACGCAACGUCUUGGUAAUGUUGCGGAAAACACUCUUCCUCACUACACGCUGAAGGACACUACACUAGCUGGCUUCAGGGUUCCCAAAGAUACUAUCGUAUUUGCUAAUUUAGCGCAAGUUCAUCUUGAUCCAAGCUGCUGGGAGAAUCCGCACUCUUUUAACCCUCACCGUCAUAUUGACGCAGAUGGCCAACUUAUUACCAACACUGGUAACUUUCUACCCUUCUCAGCUGGUCGCCGGGUUUGUGCUGGUGAAGCACUGGCAAAGGUGAGAGAAAUAUGCCAAAUUUAAUUUCUCUACGUGAUUCUGAAAUCUGUCAAAAGUUACAAUCUUUUUCAUGCAAAAUAUCCAUAUGCUCCCUCUUUUUUGUGUUUCAAAAUCUCACUUACAUCUCAUAUGCGAGUUCUUGAUACAAUUAACAAACUGUUUUGUCCAGUUAUGGAUUUAUAGAGUGAGUUUUGUUGCUGUCCAUAAUAUAUAUUGGACGACAUGUUAGACAAGAGGAAGUGUUAAUCAGCCAUGCUUAAGCCUCUAGAUCUGUUACUUGGGGAAACCGGGACAAACUAGCAAGUUCCAGGCGUUCAGUUAGUAACUAGUGGCGAAACAUCAAAUUCCGCAACAAUGGCGGAGGAGUGAAAAAGCGAACGAGGCUUGGAUCGGGUAAUUACGCGGCCCGACCCAAGUCUCCCUCGUUUUUCACUCCUCCUCCACUAUCGCGCUUCGUUUUACCAACAGAAGGCCUGGCACAGGCUACUGACAGACAGUCAACAGAAAUCUUUCUCUUCUCGUAGGUGGAGCUGUUUCUGUUCUUGACGUGGAUGUUGCACAAAUUUACAUUUCUACCAUCUGAGGACGGCACUGUUCCUGACCUCGAGGGGCAUACUGGUCUUACCCAUUUUCCAGCCCUUUACAAAAUUAGGGCCAAAAAACGAUCAUUGUAGCAGACGAAAAUCGGUGCGAAAACUUAAGUCGGGCAAUUUUUUUAAGGUGGAUCCUUGUGAGAAAGGCUACAAAGCUCAAAGACUGACCUAGUCUCGUAUCCAGACCUUCCACGGUCAAGCGGUGGGGAGGUCCUACAUUACAGGAACACGGUAAAAUCUGGCGCGAACUUGUGCAGUGAUAAAUGUACAUUCAGC